Messenger RNA from Paramecium sonneborni, 253 nucleotides. The record is from the annotation of a GenBank genome assembly. Lineage: Eukaryota; Ciliophora; Oligohymenophorea; Peniculida; Parameciidae.
UUAUUAUAGAAUUAUGAAGGUAUUGAAAAAUUUAAUGUCCUAACUUCAGCAUUAAUGUUAUCACAAAAUCCAGUAAUUAAAGCAUAUUAUGUAGGUGGAACAAAUGUAUAUUAGUAUGUAAAUGUUCCUAUUGUGAUAACAACAAUUUAGUUUAACGAAGUACCAUGAAAAUAAAGAUCAAAACUUAUAUAAUUUUCAUUUUAAAAUGAAAAAGUAAAAUAAGUUUCAGCAUAAUAAUAAGUUGAAUUUAAAG